CCGGAGCCCCGCCGAUACGCGGCCUGCGCCCUUGGGCAGGGGGGUGGUGCUGAGGCUCAGAGGUGCUUUGGUCCUGGGUCUGCUUGGAUUCUAAUACAGCUUUGUUGAGACAAGUCACAGAGCAUAUGAUUUACCUGCUGGACGUGUACGAGCCGGUGGUUUUUAGCACAUUUGCAGAGCUGCGCAGCCACCCGCACCUCCUAAUUCUAGAACAUUUCCAUCCCUCUAUUAGACGCUCUGUGUGGCUUAGCGGGGCCCCCUGCCCCCUGCCCCGGCCUCCCGCAGCCACCCACCUGCCUCUUCUGGCCAAUUCGCAUAAGCAGGACCCUGUGACAGGAAGCUCUGUGUGCGGCUGUCACGCAGCACGACGGUUUGGGGACCCACCAGCGUGUGGCAUGAACGGGGCCCACAUUCCUUUCCCCGGCUGAGUCACGUUCCACCGUCUGGACCGUGCCCGCUUCUCAGUUACCUUUGCUCAAGAGCCCGGUGUGAGCCCGGCCCACUGCCUGUGCUGUGUGUGUGACAGGAAACUGCCAAACCGCCUUCCGCAGUGCGCGUGCUGCCCCGCCUUCCCGCCGGCCCCCGGGGCCCCUGCCACCGGCCCUCGUCGGCCCCGUUCUCCAUCUCAGCGCUUCUAACAGUGGACGGGAAGGACAAGACAGCAGCGAUGCCCGACUCUCCCGCCGAGGUGAAGAGUCAGCCCCGCUCCACGCCUCCCAGCAUGCCGCCCCCGCCGCCUGCCGCGUCCCAGGGGGCCACUCGGCUCCCCUCCUUCACGCCGCACACAAAUCGAGAGGACGGGCCCACGAUGUCCCUGCCCCACGGCCGUUUUCAUGGCUGCUUAAAAUGGUCUAUGGUCUGUCUUUUAAUGAACGGCACCCACUCGCCGACGGCCGUCAACGGUGCGCCAUCCACACCCAGUGGCUUCAGCAAUGGCCCGGCCACCUCGUCCACCGCCUCCCUGUCCACGCAGCACCUGCCCCCGGCCUGCGGGGCGCGGCAGCUCAGCAAGCUGAAACGCUUCCUCACCACCCUGCAGCAGUUCGGCAGUGACAUCUCCCCAGAGAUCGGGGAGCGCGUGCGCACGCUGGUGCUGGGGCUCGUGAACUCCACGCUGACCAUCGAGGAGUUCCAUUCCAAGCUCCAAGAGGCCACCAACUUCCCUCUGCGUCCGUUCGUCAUCCCCUUCCUAAAGGCUAACCUUCCCCUGCUGCAGAGGGAGCUCCUGCACUGUGCCCGCCUGGCCAAGCAGACCCCCGCCCAGUACCUGGCCCAGCAUGAGCAGCUCCUGCUGGACGCCAACGCCUCCUCCCCCAUCGACUCCUCGGAGCUCCUUCUGGAGGUCAACGAGAACGGCAAGAGAAGGACGCCUGACCGGACCAAAGAGAAUGGGUCAGACCGUGACCCACUGCACCCCGACCACGUCAGCAAACGGCCGUGCACCCUGAGCCCCGCCCAGCGCUACAGCCCCAGCCACGGGCCGCCCCAGCCCACGCCGCCGCCGCACUACCGCCUGGAGGACAUGGCCAUGGCCCACCAUUUCCGCGACCCCUACCGCCAUCACGAGCCCCGGGAGCUGCGGGAGCGCCAUCGGCAGCUUGCCGUACACGGGUCCCGGCAGGAGGAAGUGAUCGACCACCGCCUCACGGACCGGGAGUGGGCAGAGGAGUGGAAGCACCUGAACAACCUGCUGAACUGCAUCAUGGACAUGGCUGAGAAGACUCGACGGUCGCUCACCGUGCUGCGUCAGUGCCAAGAGGCCGACCGCGAGGAGAUCAACCACUGGAUCCGGCGCUACAGCGACACCGAGGACGCCAAGAAGGGCCCCGUGCCUGCCACCGCCCGGCCCCUCAACAGUUCCGUGGGUGCAGAGGGGUCUCAGCUAGACGCCCACCGGGAGUUCAUGCCCAGGACCCUCUCUGGCUACAUGCCCGAGGAGAUCUGGAGGAAGGCCGAAGAGGCUGUGAAUGAGGUGAAGCGGCAGGCGAUGUCGGAGCUGCAAAAGGCGGUGUCGGACGCGGAGCGAAAGGCCCACGAGCUCAUCAGCACAGAGCGCGCCAAGAUGGAGAGGGCCCUGGCAGAGGCCCGGCGGCAGGCCUCAGAAGACGCCCUGACUGUCAUCAACCAGCAGGAGGACUCCAGCGAGAGCUGCUGGAACUGCGGGCGCAAGGCCAGUGAGACCUGCAGCGGCUGCAACGCGGCGCGCUACUGCGGCUCCUUCUGCCAGCACAAGGACUGGGAGAAGCACCACCACGUGUGCGGCCAGAGCCUGCAGGGCCCCGUGGCCGCCGUGGCCGACCCGGGGCCCGGACAGCCCGACGCCACCGCCGGCCUGGGCCCCUGCCUGCCCACGGGCGCCGCCAGCCCCAGCGAGGCCAGCUCCGCGGGGCCCUCCCGCCCCGGCUCCCCCGGCCCGCCCGGACCCCUGGACGCCGCGCCCCGCUGACCCCCCCAGACCCCGCCACCCAGCCCCCCCGCCCCCCGCGGCCACCGCGCCCUCCGGCCCCGCCCGGCCCCGGCCCCCCCCCCCCCCCGGGUCCGCCGGCCGCCGUCCCCGACCCUGGGGCCCCGGGAGCCGGCCGGAGCCGCUGCUGCUACUGCUUCUCUCCAAAAGAAAACAGAACCGACAAAAACUGCAUCAACGCAACUUCCUCAGCAACCUGGCGGCCCCCCGCCGCGACCUCGAGCGUCCUCAGAGACCUCCCGCCAAGCUUUAGACGGCAGGGCGGCCGGCGUGCCCAUGCCAGCUCUGCCUGCCGCCCUCGUGCCCUCCGUUCUUCUGUCUGACUUUCACACACUGUCUCUUUAACGAACAAAAUCUAGUCGUUUGGUGGCUUAUGUUUUCGGUGAAGACUUUUGGGGGGUUUUGUGGAACAGAACUACUCAGACACGGACCCAGAAAAUGGGGGUUUUGUCCCCUUCCCGGUUAAAACGGGAGACAGAAAAUUGUCGUGUUAUAGCUGGAGGUCUGAGCCGCCGCGACACGGAGGCCGCCCCGGGGGCGUGUGGCCAGCGCGGUGAAGACGGUAAGAAGAAUUUCGAUUUCCGACUCGAGAAACAUGGUUUGCUUUCAGGUUAUUUUUUUUCUUUUAAUGUCAAACUCUUUGGCUUUAAGUAGAAAUCCAAAAAGGUUUUUGAAAAACAGGGAGGGAAGCACACCUGUCAACUACCUUGCCAGCUAGCCAGCCAAGGACGCCGGACACACCUCUGCUCCAAAGGAAACCCAAAAAGCAAACACAAAACGUCAAAAUCCAAAAUGUUCUCGUCACUGCCAAAGUACCUUUCCCACGGUUGUACCCCACUCCUGGAUCUGUUCAUCUGUCGUCCCGUUCUCUCGCUCUGAUUCCGUGUUUGGGGUGUGGGCACUCGGGGUCUGGAGGGCGUCGCCCGGCAAGAAGCAACGUGUCUCUUUUCCACGACGGCAGGGCCUCGGCUGGGCGCGCCGGCCCCGCGUGGACACGCGUGCGGGGGACGCCCCCGUCUGUCCUCACGCCCUCUGUGAAUCUUCAUCACGUUGCCUGUUUCCCACUUGUGAGAAAGCGCUAACGUGUCCUUCCCAGGAGAGAAGAGUUCCGAAACGGAACUGUGACAAUCUCUCGGGUUGAUUCUUGACUGCUUUUCGAAGCACCAGGAGACAGCAACUGGGCCUUCGGACUCCUGCUUCUCCGCAUCUCCUCCUCUACCUCUCCUCCCGCCCCACGAGGCCGUCCCACCGGCCCCCCCCCCCCGCCCCGGCCCCCCGGCCCCGCAGCCGCCACACCUGCUCCCGUCUCUUCACGCUGUCGCAGAAAUAGGAGAAAAGCCGCACACAGGAACGGUCUGCCCUCACCGCGCCUGCCGGACUCUCGGUCAGCUGUAUAUAACCCCGCGUCCCUGUCCAGCUGCUCCUUGGGGCGGUGGUCUCUCGGACCCCCCCCCGGCCCUGUCCCCUCCCCCCACUCAGCCGCCCCGACGAUCUCGAGGAGGCCACGAAGGCGUGAGGAGAGCCUCACGUGUACUCCCCGGGAGGAAAAGAGCAGACGCGGCCCACGAUCCGGCCUGCGUCGCCGUGAGGAAUUCCCGGGACUGGAGGGCAGUACGGGGCGUGAGCGGCUGCCGGAGUGGGGGUUCCUGGGCGCCCCGCCCAGAGGCAAGUCAGUGGUAUGAUGCGUUAAUGUGAAUGUACAUAGUCCUCGCAGAGGUCCCAAUGAUGAUGUUCAUGGCGACGGUAAUUAAAAAGGGAUGUUUGCCAAAUAAAAAAGAGAAACCACGGAAGCAUGUGAGGUUCAGGAAGUAGAUUCUCAAAGAAACCGGAACCGUGUUCCUGCGGGGAGCAGUGGGCUUGUUCGCUGUUGUUUUGUCAGAGUUGUAAGAACCCAUCGUGCAGUGCGCAGAGAAGGGGUUCCGCGCGGCUGCCUCGGACCGGGCGCCGCCCCGAGCCCCGCCUCACAGCCGAACCCAAUUCUGAAAGUCGCGAUAGACCCAUCUCAUCCUCCGGAAAUUUCCCCAGGCUCCAGCCACGGGUCUGCGAACCUCUCGGAGGUUUGCUUUCGUGGGUUCCAGAAAAGCAAGGACCGGUUUGGGAUUGGGGCUCUGGAUGAGCCGGCGGAAGCCUGCCGUAGUGUUUCCAGGCCUCCGUCUCUCGCGCGCGGGUGUCGGACCUAUUAAAAUGGUGGUUCCGGCUGUGCCCCUUGGAGGCCGGUGCUCUUGGACUCUGUUCCCCGAGGUUGUGCUGGUGAGUGGCUGUGUCAGAAGCGCAUCUGUCCCGGGUACGUGGCGGGUGUGGGUGGGCAGAUCUGAGGCCCCGAUGAUGCAUGUCCCUGACAUCAGGACUGGGGUGACGUAUGGAGGAGCCAGCCUGUUCCCCUUCCCCUCACGAGGUCGCCCUUUGGGGAUCAGCAGACACAUCAGAGAAAGUGGCGUGUUGGCAGCCGGUGGUGUCCCAGCCACACCACAGGCUGAGGGUCCGAGACGGGACAGCCCCUCCCACCCUCUCUGCUCUGGGGGCUGGUGGUGUUCCUGUGGGUCACUGUGCUCAGGCCGCGUUCAGCCCGAGACCUCGCCGCGGAACCAAACACGGAUGGCUGGCUUUGGGGAGGAGGACGGCCGGGGGAGUUUCUGCAUCGGGGGUCGGACCGGGACCAGGGCACGGCUGUGCCCCUGCCUCUCUUACGCCCAGAGGGGACCCGCACACGAGCAGGUCUAGCCUCCCGCUCUCUGCUCAGCGGCUGUCCCGCCCUGCCGCUUCCCGAGCUGAUAAACCAUGGGCCGGCAGCGCAGCGUGCGAGGGGCCCCUUCCCGCCAGCCACCGCCAGGGUUAGACACGACCCGCGGGUGACCCAGAAGCUCAGGGAGAUGCCGCUUCUCAUACAGCCUCCUUCCACCCAAAUCAAACCAAAACGGCACCUCUGCCCUUCUGAGACCAAAGCUGCCACAGGAAGGCAGACUGAGGCGGGCAGGCAGGGUGGCAGCCAGGACUCCAGGGCAUAGCGCCGAGCCACGUACGAUAGACGGGUGGGGGGGGGGGAGGGGACAACAGAGUGGAUGCUGGCACCCUAGACCCUCUCUGCCGCCCCCCAGUGUGACCCCCCGACCUUUCCCACCCCCUCCUCCGUCUCCUUGUUUCCCAUCCUAGGACAUGUCACCGUCCCCAGGUGAUGUCUGGGGGGUGCCAGUGCCUCCUAUCCCACGUGUAAGUGGGUGGGCACCCCCUCCCCCAGGCUCCAUCUGAAUGGAGGGUCUCCAUGCCCACAGCUCACCAGGACCGAAGGGAAGCCUUGGGGGUCCAGGAGGGUCAGGGCCGUAGGACGAGAGGAGCUAGACGCCCAGGCGAGGGGCUUCCCCGGGGCCCCCCAGGCGGGGCCCCUCAUCAAAGCCCCUAGGGGUUCAGUGGCAGAAGGAGACGAACAGGAGAGGGGCCAGGAGGUGUUGGGUUUGCUUUCAUCCCAGUGACAGUGGUGGAAAGGGAUCAGGACAGGCCCCGCCCUGCUCCUGUUUGCCAGCUUUCCCAAACGCAUCCUCCAAACGGCACCAAAGUCCUUCACCGUUCCAGCCUGCUCUAGCCGGCCUGUCUGGCCAUCAUUCUUCCCGUCCCCGCAGCCAACCUACAAUCGUUUCUUGACUCUUUUCUUUCCCCAGCUCGCUCUUCUGACCAAUCCAGCCAUCUGGCCAUCCGCCAACCCAUUCAUCCAUCCAUCCAUCACCUCUCCCUCUGCCCACCCAGCCACCCACCUCUCCGUCCACCCUCCCUCCCUUCCCUCCACCUCUCCCUCUGCCCACCCACCCACCCAUCUACCCGCCCAUACACCUAUCAAGCCGUCCAUCCAUCCAUCCAUCUCCCAACCCACGCGUCCACCCACCUACUCACCCGUUCAGCCAAAUACCCGCCCACCCAUGUGCCCAUCCAUUGCUGUGUCCCAGCUGUCACUCGGUUCCACCCUCCCCCAUUCAUACUUGCACCCGAUCACCACCUGCCUCUCCACCAGUCACCCCUGUACACACCACACACGUUAUCUGUCCGUUCUCCAAUCUAACCCACACAGCCGUGCCUCAGUCCACCCGCCCUGUUCGCCUCUCCAUCCACCGAACCCAGAGGAGCAUCACCAAGUCCCUCGGUGUUCCAAAGCUACGAGGGCAUUUUGGAUUUCCCGUGACCUUAACUGCCCUAAAGGAAUCUGCCCGUGGGCACGGCCGGCCUCCCCCAGCACCUCAACCGUUGGUCCCGGCCUGCUGCAGCGACACAUAAGGCAGUACUGCGAGCGUUGUGAGGAGAUGGGACCGAUGUCCCAGCGGUAGCUUUGGCCGGUCUGGGCCCGCCUGGCAAGUGUGGUGGCCGUGGGCCAGGAGUGCUCAUUGGGAGGUGGCCCACACACCUGCUCAGGGGCCCUGUGACCAGGGCCACCAGUCAGGGUGAGCACACUCCCUGGCAGGACCCCAACAUUGUGGGGCAGGCCGCCCUCUCCUGUCCUUGUCUCCGGGGGUCACUGCCGAGAGGAGGUGGCCUCAGGAAAGGAGAGGGUGGGGGGAGAGAGUGCCCAGCACCCCUGCAGCUCUUCCCCUCCCCAGGUGCUCGAGGCUGGCUCUGCCCACGUCCCACUGCCGCCUCCCAUCCCGGGGUGGCAGACCCUGCAGAGUGGCCGUUUAGAGCUCCGGAGAGAUGGAGGAACAGACCCUGCCCAAGCUGAACUUGGCCGAUGGCGGGGGGGGGGGGGGGGGUAUUCUCCCGGACACUAGAGGCCCCCGUGCCACAAGGGGCGUUUUCCCCAACGGGGCUGGGACCGCAGGUGGUCCUGCUAGCAAAUCUGCAGGAGAAGGAGCCAGGGAGCCAGGCCGGGACGCACCUACUCCUCCGCCCGUCCGGAGGAGGCCCGGGGAGGCCCGGCGUCUGCAACAGCACCUGUCCGCUCCCACGGUUCUGGGAGACUCCAUCUUGCAUGCUUUCUAUUCCUUCUUCCGCUCAGCCGGCCCCUGGAGUGCCACCCCAAGGACCCCCUUGUGGCAGCAACGCAACAUCUGGACUCAAAGUGGAGCCUGUUGUUUGCACGUUGCAACGGAGGAGGCGGGGGCGCCUGUCCACCUGGACAGAGGAGCCCAGCCGGGCUGGUCUUCACGGGCCAGGGCAGGCCACCCACAGCCUCAGGGGGACUGGAUGGAUGUUCCUCUUCCUUUUCUAACUCCCCAAAAGGAGUCGGACCGAGCGUCGGCUCGUUUCCCCGUAGCGGGUUUUCCCCAGCACCGCGGGACCCGUGGCAUGCCGUCCCCGUCGCGUGUCCCCUGACGUGCUUUGUCUGACCUGGGUGCUGUAAGACGUCACGAUUCAGGUCACGUCCGUUAUCCGUGUCUGUAAUAAAGCCAACGUUUGCCAUCA
Leopardus geoffroyi (Geoffroy's cat) is the source of this 7846-nucleotide messenger RNA. It is a transcript of the gene CBFA2T3, whose product is annotated as CBFA2/RUNX1 partner transcriptional co-repressor 3. The transcript is spliced from 13 exons. Bases 668 to 2446 code for a protein of 592 amino acids. The record is from RefSeq and is a predicted model, not a curated record. Gene Ontology annotation, cellular component: nucleus. Gene Ontology annotation, biological process: DNA-templated transcription; negative regulation of DNA-templated transcription. Lineage: Eukaryota; Metazoa; Chordata; Mammalia; Carnivora; Felidae. Gene Ontology annotation, molecular function: transcription corepressor activity.